AUGAAUGGUGCAGCCUUUUCUCAAGUUUUCCAAGAUAUCAAGAAAAGACAUUGUAGAGGAGAUGAAUAUUCACAACUACGGACGGGGAGGAUCGGUAAAUAUAACGAAACCAAGCGGUUUCUCUGUUCAGUGAGACGAUUACUCAAGGGCUUUGGUGCGGGUAAAACCGUUGAAGCUAUAGAGAUGCUGAGCAAGAUUCAUGAGAAAGGUGUAGUCACUGAUAAUAUGCUGUACUACACUGUGGUUGGUUACAAUACUCUGAUGCAAGUACUAGCGGAAGGUAAUAUGAUUGAGGUUUUCUCCAAACGGGUAUUCUUCUACCUAAGAGUAACCAUGUGCCUUUCUUCGUCUAAAAUAUCAUGCACCCCUGAUAUGCCUGCUGAUGGCUUAGUGGGAAACCUUCAGGCAAUGUUAGCCAGCUCCGUUGCAAGGACAGUUUGCAGCGUUCUAAGAAGGAACUGCUUGCAUCGGGUCAGGAGUAAUGGUGGAGUCAUGCAUGGGAUGAUCAGUGUUCCCCGCCCGGUCUGUGCAAAAGCCCUUCACCUCGCAGCGAUGGAAGACAAAACCAAACUCGGGAAACCGGUCAAAAUCAUGACGACACCAUCCGUUGAGGCUGAUCAAGCAGAAUCCAGUGCAGAAGAAAAGCUGGUCAAUGCACGUGACUAA
This is a messenger RNA of Arabis nemorensis, 666 nucleotides long. NCBI's taxonomy places the organism in Eukaryota, Viridiplantae, Streptophyta, Magnoliopsida, Brassicales, Brassicaceae. The record is from the annotation of a GenBank genome assembly.